GUGCGUCCGGUCAUUAAUAGCGAUCGCACACAUUCAGUGGUUGUUGUGGCAACCGCUUAGAGCGUCAGCGCGGCAAACAAACGAAAAAUAAGUUCGAUUAUAUUGUAAAAUAGGUCUUUUUGAGAUGUAAACAUAUUUAUCAAAUGUUUUUCAGAGAGACAAUAGUUUUUGUCAUGAUUUAUCUAUAUAUUAAAUAGUAUCUUCAUGCUAAGUUCGCCCCUUGUCAGUAAUUUUAGCUCAGCUGUUCUAGCUGUUUAAUGUAGCUUUGCGACGUUGCGCGGUAUUCAAUAACUAGUAGCUUUAGCUUUCGUUAACUAGCAACUGCUUAUUUCUUUAUAUUCAUCUAUACUAGCUCUAUACUUGGUCCAACGCGAGACAAACAGUGCUAAUAUGUCGGCUGUCAGCAGUCUUGUUCCUGCUCGGUUUCUCACCAUCAUAGCUCAUCUUGUCAUCGUUAUCACCAUCUUUUGGUCAAGGGAAAAUAAUGUGAAAGCUUGUUUACCUUUGGAUUUUACCCAAGAGGAGUAUGAAACUGAGGACAAAAAGUUGUUGGUGGCACUGGGAGUCACCCUAGGUCUGUUUGCAAUAGAGCUGGCUGGUUUCUUUUCAGGAGUGUCCAUGUUCAACUCCAGCCAAAGUCUUCUUUCCACAGGAGUCCAUGCCAGUGCCUCAGUGGCUCUCCUUUUCUUUCUCUUUGAGCAUUGGGAGUGUGACAUCUACUGGUGGAUCCUUGCAUUCUGCAGUGGGAAUGCUGGACAUAUUGGGUGAUCUUUGCCUGCUGCAGUGUCCUACCAGCCUUCGUGGAGGUUCUUCUGUUCAUAGCAGUUUUUGGACUGAAGAAGAAACCCUUAUAAAAACGAUGGGACAUUAAAAAGUGUUGCUUUUGUUUUGUUUUUGACAGCAUUAGUUCUGUUUUGAGUCAAGCUGGCAGAGGAUAUGUGACAUAUACAGUAAUGGUCUGAAAAUAAUUAUUUAGACUGAAGUAUUAAAAAUAGUUGCUUUUUUAAACCUUUGUAUGUUACAUAACCUGUUUUUGUAUUUUUCUAUUUUUAAUUAAAUUUAAAGUAAUUAU
This is a messenger RNA of Cyprinodon tularosa, 1072 nucleotides long. RefSeq names its product transmembrane protein 107 like (gene tmem107l). The coding region runs from base 391 to 768 and encodes 125 amino acids. NCBI's taxonomy places the organism in Eukaryota, Metazoa, Chordata, Actinopteri, Cyprinodontiformes, Cyprinodontidae. Gene Ontology annotation, biological process: protein localization to ciliary transition zone; non-motile cilium assembly. The transcript has 6 exons. Gene Ontology annotation, cellular component: MKS complex. The record is from RefSeq and is a predicted model, not a curated record.